This is a messenger RNA of Centropristis striata (black sea bass), 3321 nucleotides long. RefSeq names its product Tnf receptor-associated factor 2b (gene traf2b). Gene Ontology annotation, molecular function: ubiquitin protein ligase binding; zinc ion binding; ubiquitin-protein transferase activity. Gene Ontology annotation, cellular component: plasma membrane signaling receptor complex; cytoplasmic side of plasma membrane. The transcript has 11 exons. The coding region runs from base 157 to 1719 and encodes 520 amino acids. Gene Ontology annotation, biological process: tumor necrosis factor-mediated signaling pathway; positive regulation of JNK cascade; regulation of apoptotic process. The record is from RefSeq and is a predicted model, not a curated record. Lineage: Eukaryota; Metazoa; Chordata; Actinopteri; Perciformes; Serranidae.
UGAAGAAACUAGGCGCACUUAUCAGUAAAAUUGUAAACACAGCUAAAGGUUGAGCUGUCCUUCUCAUGCGAUAGCGGACAAACUCUUUCGUUUUCUGUCUGUCGGCAGAGAGAAAGUGAAGAAACCAAGGAUAUAGCACCAGAUUGAUGGAGAAGAAUGGCACGAAUCUCGUUGGACUGCACCAACUCUCUGCCAGGGAUCCCCCUCAGUGUUCUGUCAGUGCCCAUGGAGAAUAAAUACAAAUGUCAGCAGUGUCUCCAGGUCCUGAGGAGGCCUGUCCAGGCACAGUGCGGCCAUCGCUUCUGUGUACACUGUUUCAAGCAGCUCACCAGUUCUGGGCCAAAACCUUGUGAAGCCUGUCGCCAAGAGGAAAUAUAUGAGGAACCCACUUCCAUUCUAAAUAGUAAUGAGGCCUUUCCAGACAAUGCCGCCGGCCGAGAAAUAGCAAGUCUCCCUGCCAGGUGUUUGAACCAGGGCUGUGAUUGGACAGGUUCUAUUAAAGAGUAUGAGGCUCAGCAUGAAGGUCGCUGUGAAUUUGAGCGAAUGCAGUGCGAGGCCUGCCAAGCCUCCAUCCUGAUCACGGAGAAGAACAAACACAAUGAGAGAGAAUGUGAAGCAAGAACGCUCAACUGCAAAUACUGCAAAAUUACCUUCAACUUUAAAGACAUCAAGGCCCAUGAUGAGAUCUGUCUGAAGUUUCCCUUACAAUGCAAGGACUGUGGCAAGAAGAAGAUCCCAAGAGAAAAGUUCAAUGACCACAGCAAAUCCUGUGCCAAGUCCAAGAGUGCCUGUCCUUUCAGUGACGUGGGCUGUAAAUCUGUGAUAGAGAACGGGAAGCUCAGCGAUCAUGAGCACAGCAGCACCAUGGAGCACCUGCGUCUGCUGCUGCCCAUGGUGCUGUCCUUUGCUCGGACGCGUGCCGAUGCUUCUGGACAGGGAGAGUGGCAGGAGGACUCAGGUCUGGGCCUGUACAGGGCUCCUGAGGAGGGAGUCACUAUGGGCUCUGGAGCUGCAGCCUCCAUGUACUCUGUGAACGUGGAAAAAAAGGUGACCGCUUUAGAGAACAUCUUGUGUGUCCUGAACCGAGAGGUGGAGCGCAGCUCGGUUACAUUGGAGGCUUUUGCACAUCAACAUCGUUUAGACCAGGAAAAAAUUGAAAACCUCUCCAAUAAAGUGCGUCAGCUGGAGCGGACAGUCAACAUGAGAGACUUGCAGCUGUCUGAGACCGACCAGCUGGUGAGGGAACUCCAGUUCUGCACCUUCGACGGGAUCUUUGUGUGGAAAAUCUCUGACUUCUCACGCCGCAGACAGGACGCUGUGGCCGGCCGAACGCCUGCGAUGUUCUCACCAGCCUUUUACUCCAGCAAAUACGGCUACAAAAUGUGUCUGAGGCUGUAUUUGAAUGGCGACGGCACGGGCCGAGGAACACACCUCUCACUUUUCUUUGUCGUCAUGAGAGGAAAGUGUGACGCUCUGCUCAAAUGGCCAUUCAGUCAGAAGGUGACUCUAAUGCUCUUGGAUCAGAACAACAGGGAGCACAUUAUCGAUGCUUUCCGCCCUGACGUCUCCUCCACCUCCUUCCAGAGGCCGAUCAGCGAGAUGAACAUCGCCAGCGGCUGCCCGCUCUUCUGUCCGCUGGCUAAGCUGUCCGGAAAGAGCCCCUAUCUGAGAGAUGAUACAAUCUUUAUCAAAGCUAUUGUAGACCUCACAGGCUUGUAGAGUGUACUGUGGAAGAUACACUUUUUUGGAAUAACCAUUAUACAUAACAUAAUAUGUGGAUAUAAUAUGACAUAAUAUAAUAUCUACACUAUACAUAAAUAAUGCCAUCAGGUGUCACGUUAUGACGGCUGCAGAGAGGGUGUGUAAAAUAAUCACGGUGGUGGAUCUGUAAUGAAUAUAGCUAUCCAUCUUUUGUGAAGCAAUUAAACAGGUUUAUAACAGACAGAGGUACUGCCUUGUCAUACCCAUGCUUUAGAAAAAUUCAGUUAUUUCUUAUGGCAGUUCUUAUAUCACAUAUUUAUUUUAGUAUAAAGCAGACAUCAAUGAGAAGCUCUAAGUUUUAGUAACAUUAAAGAGCUGUUAAGUUAAAUAUCUUUUUCAUGAUGAAUAGAUGUGGAAUCGUCCGUCAUCCUGUUGGCAUUCAAAUAAAAGCUGAUAAUUAUAAAUGAAUAUUUCUGUGAAAUACCUUAUAUAUAAUAUAUAAAUAUAGUAUAUAUUAAUUAUUAUAAUAUUGUAGAAUCCAUUCUGCAUUGUGUGGCUCUUCACAUCCGGACCAAACGUGGCCCAAAUUCCAACAAAAAUACUGAUGGAAGUUUCCCUUUCAGGGUUCACAUCAAAACUAACCUUAACCCUAUUAACAUUUUAAUCCCAAUUAGUGUGACCUCAUAACACACGAGCAAAACUACCAAACGAAAAAGUGAAGUAAAACCUGUUUUUUUUUAAGUUAGAUGAAACAAAAAUAAAAACUAGAACAGCACAGCAUUCUGAAAUAAAGGCUAAAGUACUCUAGUAAAACUCGUGAAUUUACAUAGAAAUUAACAAUUGAACAAGCUUGUCAAGUCAAUCCUAAAAUAAACAAAAUUAUACCUUGAAUUUAUUCAAGGAAAUAAACAAAACAUUCACAGACCGCUGAUACAAGAUUGGAGUUUAUUACAUAGUAAAUAAUAGCAAGUUAAAGUUGUUAAAAAAAAAAAAAAAAGAAAGAAAAAAAAAAGCCUCCGAGCACUAUUUACCAUAGAUCUGAAUACUCUUAGUACUACUUAGUAAUACUAUUAGUACUGUAAUAAUACAAUAAUCACUUUACUCACAUAUAUUAAUUCAGUUAUUGAUUAUAAAUAACUCUUAUUUUACAUUUCUAUUUAUCUCAAUCACCAGAAUUUUCUAUGAACUUGUAACCAUAUUAAACAAACACUUUUCAUGAUUUGAUGUAUUACUAAUGUAUGUAAGUGUUUUAUUGUAGACUGUGCUCCUUCAUUUGGGCACCUUGAUUUAACUUUAACAUCCAUAUUUAGUUUUCAUUCUUUACAAGGAGUUUAAACAUACAGUUUGUAACAGUAACCAAUGUCAUGAACUGAACAUUUAUUGUUGCUUUUGCAUAAUUUGUUUUUCAUUCAGUUGGCGAUGCAUAGUGCAACGAUUAGCUGACUCAUCAGUCGAUCGACAGAAAAAUAAUCGCCUACUUUUUUGAAAAACCUCCACUAAUCAUUAAAGUGAUUUUUUUCAUGUUAAUUGCAGAAAAUGUUGCUUUCAGCCUCUCGACUGUAAGGAUAUCCUGCAUUUCCCUGUUAUAUAUCAUAUUAAACUGAAUAUCUUAAAAAAUAA